AUGGAACAAAGAGAGUCGAGCACGAAUGGGGUGAAAUACAGAGGCGUAAGGAAGCGUCCGUGGGGGAAAUACGCGGCGGAGAUACGUGACUCGGCUAGACACGGUGCUCGUGUGUGGCUAGGGACGUUUAACACAGCGGAGGACGCGGCUCGGGCUUAUGAUAGAGCUGCUUUCUCCAUGAGAGGACACAGGGCCAUUCUCAAUUUCCCUCACGAGUACCCGAUGAUGAGGGAUGGUUCAUUUGGAGGUGGCGAGAAUGCGGUGGCUCCUUCGUCGUCGUCGGGGUUUAGAGGAAGAGACGGUGGUGGCGAGAAGGAAGUGAUUGAGUUUGAGUAUUUAGACGAUAGUGUAUUGGAAGAACUUCUAGAAUGUGGAGAGAGUUAUACUUAUAACCAAGACGUUUGGAACGACGCAAACCGUUAG
This is a messenger RNA of Microthlaspi erraticum, 423 nucleotides long. The record is from the annotation of a GenBank genome assembly. Lineage: Eukaryota; Viridiplantae; Streptophyta; Magnoliopsida; Brassicales; Brassicaceae.